Messenger RNA from Psylliodes chrysocephalus, 4341 nucleotides. The record is from the annotation of a GenBank genome assembly. NCBI's taxonomy places the organism in Eukaryota, Metazoa, Arthropoda, Insecta, Coleoptera, Chrysomelidae.
AUGUCUAUGUACUUCUUCCGGCUGCACAAUCUGCGCAGAGCCGCCGAAGAGGACAAGAAGAAGAAGUUGCAGCAACAGAAGCAGAAACAGCAGCGCCGCAGCACCAACCGACGCCAACAUCGAUACACCGGCAACUCGGCACUGACCUUGGCCCCCAGCAGGCUCUUCGAGAGGCAGCCGCUCACGCCCAGCGACUCCUUGGACGAGGUGGCGUUGCAGAUUCCCAGGGUCCGCGUUGAAUACUACGUCAAUGAAAAUACAUUUAAGGAACGACUGCAACUAUAUUUUAUCAAAAAUCAAAGAUCUAGUCUUAGGAUAAGAAUCGCCAAUUUAUUCUUUAAACUACUUACAUGUAUCCUAUACAUAAUUCGUGUAAUUAUAGACGACGACCCUAUGAACGCAAAAUGUUACGGUUGCCUUAUAGGAAACAAAACCGAGUUCAUGAUUUCGGCGAACUUGACCGAAGAAAAAUUUCAAGAAAAUCCUAUAAUCAAUUGGGACGCGAUUCUGUGGGUGAACCGCCCCCUGGAAUUGUACAUCGUUCAGGUUAUUUUGGCCAUUAUCAGCCUCUCCGAGGCGCUCCUAUUGGCCUAUCUCGGAUACAAGGGUAAUAUUUGGCAGCAGCUGAUGUCAUUUCAUUUCAUCUUAGAAAUAGUCAACACCAUUCCAUUUACGUUAACUCUUUUCUACCCGCCUUUGAGGAACCUGUUCAUUCCGGUGUUCCUAAACUGUUGGCUCGCGAAACACGCCCUGGAAAAUAUGUUCAAUGAUCUCCACAGAGCCAUGCAGAAGUCUCAAUCGGCUCUAUCUCAACAACUUACAAUUCUCUCAGCGACGCUGAUCUGCCUCGUGUUUACCAGCGUUUGCGGCAUCCAGCAUUGUCAAAGAGCAGGACAUCGGCAUCUGAACCUCUUCCAGGCCACUUACUACGUCGUCGUGACAUUCUCCACCGUCGGAUACGGGGACUUCGUGCCUGACAUUUGGCCAUCUCAACUCUGGAUGGUCAUCAUGAUAUGCGUCGCUCUUAUCGUUUUGCCCACUCAGUUCGAGCAGUUAGCAUUUACCUGGAUGGAAAGGCAAAAACUAGGUGGAUCAUAUUCAUCGCACAGAGCUCAAUCGGAAAAACACGUGGUUGUUUGCAGUACAACUUUACACGCAGACACCAUCAUGGAUUUUCUUAACGAAUUUUAUGCUCAUCCACUUCUGCAGGACUACUACGUUGUGCUGUUAUCCCCGAUGGAGCUCGACACGACGAUGAGAAUGAUCCUGCAAGUGCCCAUAUGGGCCCAAAGGGUCAUAUACAUCCAAGGAUCCUGUUUAAAGGACGCCGAUUUGGCCAGAGCGAGAAUGAACGAAGCAGAGGCGUGUUUUAUCUUGGCCGCGAGGAAUUAUGCGGAUAAGACGGCUGCUGACGAACACACGAUCCUGCGAUCGUGGGCCGUGAAAGACUUCGCCCCAAACGUGGCCCAAUACGUUCAGAUUUUCCGGCCGGAGAACAAACUACACGUAAAGUUCGCCGAAUUUGUAGUAUGCGAAGAUGAAUUCAAGUACGCCCUAUUGGCCAAUAAUUGCACGUGUCCUGGUGCCUCUACGCUCGUCACGCUGUUAUUGCAUACAUCACGAGGACAGGAAGGUCAGCAGUCUCAAGAGGAGUGGCAUCGAUUGUACGGAAGAUGUUCAGGGAACGAAAUAUAUCACAUAAAAUUAGAAGAUAGCAGAUUUUUCGGAGAGUACGAAGGAAAAAGUUUUACUUAUGCAAGUUUUCAUUCUCAUAGAAAAUACGGAGUGGCACUGGUAGGAGUGCGUCCAGCUCAACUGCCGGAAUUCUACGAAGACACGAUCCUCCUCAAUCCCGGCCCGCGCCACAUCAUGAAGAAAGACGACACCUGUUACUACAUGAGCAUCACCAAGGAGGAAAACUCUUCGUUCAGCGUGGCCAAUCAGCAGCCCAACAAUAACAACACCUCUGCUGAUCCGGUGAUCGUGACGGCCAAAGAAGAGGAGAAGACGACAUCGAUACCGAUAACUUCAACGAAAGACGGUACCGCUCCUCCUCAACUCAUUCUGCAAGUCCCCACGUGUGUCACCACGUUUCCAGACAAUGCAGUGACAAGUGAUUCCCGACAGUGCCUUAAGGAAACCUCUCCAGGAUCUAUUACUUUCGACGUUUCGAUAACAGGUAACCAUUUGGAAAUUCCUCGAAGCGGAGGUGACAAUCCGAACCUUCUCAGUCCAGAAACCAUCAACCAGAGGAGAAAUUCCAGAAGACCCAGCAUCCUUCCUGUACCAGACAUGUUCACCAGCAGCAGCCUUAACAUCGCUCAGGAUGUCACUGACGAAGGUGAUGAAAGCGAAGACGAGCUAGAAGACGAUGUACCCUGGAGAUCGCCUAGCGAGAAGAUAGCCAUCGUGAAAGGCUUCCCUCCAGUCUCCCCCUACAUCGGAGUCAGCCCGACCCUCUGCUACCUCCUCAAAGAGAAGAAACCGCUUUGCUGUCUACAGCUAGCUCAAGUUUGCGAACAUUGUAGCUAUAGGAACGCCAGAGACUACCAGUGGCAGAAUAAGACCAUCAUCCUGGCCGCAGACUACGCUUCGAAUGGUAUCUACAAUUUCAUUAUACCUCUGAGGGCGCACUUCAGGUCCAAGACGUCGUUGAAUCCGAUCAUUUUGUUGUUGGAGAGGAGGCCGGAUAUAGCUUUUUUGGAUGCUGUGUCUUAUUUCCCGUUGGUUUACUGGAUGCUUGGGUCCAUAGACUGCUUGGACGACCUGCUCAGAGCCGGCAUAACUCUUGCCGAGAACGUCGUUGUGGUUAACAAGGAAUUGUCGAAUUCCGCAGAAGAGGACUCUUUAUCAGAUUGUAACACCAUCGUUGCCGUGCAGACGAUGUUCAAAUUUUUCCCUAGUAUCAAAAGCAUAACUGAGUUGUCGCAGUCUUCGAACAUGCGAUUUAUGCAAUUCAGAGCGCAUGAUAAGUACGCAUUACAUCUGUCAAAAAUGGAAAAGAGAGAAAAAGAACGUGGAUCUCACAUCUCUUACAUGUUUCGACUACCUUUUGCUGCUGGUAGUGUCUUCAGCGCUAGUAUGUUGGACACACUGCUUUACCAAGCCUUCGUCAAAGACUACGUUAUCACUUUCGUUCGGCUGUUACUUGGAGUUGAUCAAGCACCGGGUUCUGGAUUCCUAACAUCGAUGCGAAUAUCGAAGGACGACAUGUGGAUUCGAACCUACGGCCGUCUGUACCAAAAACUGUGUUCAACGACCUGCGAGAUCCCUAUCGGGAUCUACAGGACUCAAGAUACGUCUAUAUCGGAUUCAUCUCAUCUUGACGAGGAUCUUGGAGCCGAUAGAGUAGGUGUCACUUACCGACCAAAGGAGGGAACCAACUGUCUUGGAUGCACUAAUAGACGGCCGUCGACGUACUCAGUAAACGGCAACGACGAAGCAAAAGACAACCACGACCAACAGAUAGAGAGAGCAGAAAUAGCGAACCUCGUUAGAUCCCGGAUGGAAAGCUUGAACCUACCCACAAUCGAUUACAACGAUGUUAGCGAAAAAAGGAAUAGCCUGUCAUAUGUGAUCAUCAAUCCAAGUUGCGACCUUAAGUUAGAAGAAGGAGAUAUAAUAUAUUUAGUACGUCCAAGUCCGUUCUCGGCCCAAAAGACCUUCGAAAGGCACAACAGCCGACGAAAAUCGAACAUCAGCUUCUGCUCGCAAACGCUCCUGGCCCAGAUGGCGACCAGCUCUCAAGCGGGCAGCAGAAGGGGAUCCGGCCUCGGCCUUACCGGCUACCAGUCACCACGACCACCGCCUCUAGCCACCACAAAGUCCAACUCCCUCUCCCUUCCGGACAGCCCCACGGUGGCGGGCUACCAGAGGGGUAGGUCGAACAGUUUGCGCGUCAUCGACGACAUCUUAUUGCGCAGAUCGAACUCACUGAGACAGGGCUUGCCGAAUAUCGGUAGUGCUAGGAGAAAAAGUAGCUUAGAGGACAUUGGACUGAGCCAUUUCAGUACGAACUAUUCGAAUACUAUCAAGAUCGCGCUGAACGGUAGCAUCGGGUUGGAAGUGACGCCGCCCGAGGAGAAUAGUCCGCCGGUGAUAAGCAGUAAUACUGCGCUGAUCGUUAACCCGCCGAUGCAGCCGCCGUCCGUGUUGACCGGUAGCACGAUGAGUUUGAGUCAUAGUGGGUUUCCGGGUGCCAGCACGUCUAUGUCUAUGCCACAGGUGCCGAUCAACUUGGGAUUCCUCGGCCAGGGUUACGCUGAACCCGGGUCGGUCCAGCAAGCCGCCUUGCCCCCACCAACGACGGAUCCGCAACACCUUCAAGGAACGAUAGUAUGA